This is a messenger RNA of Armigeres subalbatus, 1346 nucleotides long. Its product is annotated as pancreatic triacylglycerol lipase-like. The transcript has 2 exons. The record is from RefSeq and is a predicted model, not a curated record. Gene Ontology annotation, molecular function: lipase activity. NCBI's taxonomy places the organism in Eukaryota, Metazoa, Arthropoda, Insecta, Diptera, Culicidae. Gene Ontology annotation, biological process: lipid catabolic process. Bases 82 to 1110 code for a protein of 342 amino acids.
CAAAUCCGUACCAAACUGAGUAUAUAAAGACCUAAAAUAGAUUUUUCGAGUACCCACUUCAAUAGUUACAGACGCUACAACAUGAGGAAAAUCAUAGACGCGGUUCUUUUUGGGCUGUUGGUGGCACUUGUUGCUGCCGUACCUUUGGACGAACCAGCUGCCGACAAGUGGAGCCUCGUCCCGGAUGCCAACGGUCGCUUGCAUCUGGUCAAUACUAACCCUUACAAUCUUCCCGAUGUGGAGCAAGAACCGGAAAAACGUUUUACCGCUGCUUCCGACACGAUCUUCCGAUUGUACACCAGAAGUAACCCAACUAUGCCGCAGGUUAUCGAACUGAACAAUGCUGCGUCGCUGUCGAACUCCAACUUCAAUGCGGCCAAUCCGACUCGGUUCAUCAUCCACGGUUGGAACAAUGAUGGCUUCUCCGAAGUCAACCAGCUUUUGACGGCUUCUUGGCUGAGCCGGGGAGAUUUCAACGUGAUCACCGUUGACUGGGGAGUUGGAGCCAUCACCAUAAACUAUCCGUUUGCUCGAGCUCGUGUCAUGUCGGUCGGAUCCGUUGUAUCAUCCUUCAUAAAUUUCCUGCGGACCAGCGCAGGAAUCCAAUUCCACAGUGUUAGCAUAGCAGGUCAUAGUCUGGGAGCUCACGCUGCUGGUAAUGCAGGUUUCUUCCAGUUUGGUCGUUUGAAUACCAUCUUCGGGUUGGAUCCAGCUCUGCCACUGUUCUCGGCUGACAGUUCGGAUCGCAUUCACGCUAGCGAUGCGCAAUACGUGGAGACUAUUCACACCAAUGCGGGAUUACUGGGCUUCGAUCUACCGUUGGGAACCGCUUCGUUCUAUCCUAAUGGAGGCCGAAUUCAGCCAGGCUGUGGAAUCGACAUCGCUGGAGCUUGCGCUCACUCCCGUGCUUUCCAAUUUUUGGCCGAAUCUAUCGUGUCGGCAGGUUUCUCGUCGGUACCGUGCCAGUCCCAUCAGCAGAUUCUGGAGAAUAACUGUGGCGCAAUCGGUCCCAACCGUCCCAUGGGCGGAGAGCCAUCGAACAUCCACACCGGAACGCAGGGUGUGUACUUCCUAAACACGCGUGGUGCGAGUCCAUUCUCGAUGGGCUGAGGGGUUCUAAUCAUAUCAACGAUGGUCAUUGCAAUGUUCUGAUAUUAAUAGUGUUCUAGUCCUUAUCUCAGUCAACACAUGAUCUAAUAGCGAAAUUUCGGAAUAUCUGUCAUGGUUGGAAUAUGAGUCAAAACGGUAGAAUGUUAAGAAGAGGCUUAUCAUGGACGAUUAUGUGUCGACUGGGAACUUAAUUUUAAAAGUACCUCUGACAUUUAUACUCUCUUAUCAAAAUAAAA